AUGAUCAAAGAUUUCAACUGCUUCUCCGAUCGAGGUUUGUCCUUCAGUGAAAAUGGUUUGGGUGCUAAUCUAUUUCAUGCCGACAGUGACAUAUGGUACGUGCUUCGAAACAGAUUCACACCCAUUUUCACAUCUGGUAAACUAAAGAACAUGCUCUAUCUUAUGGAUGAAAGAGGUGACAAAUUCCUUGAAUAUGUUAGCAAAAUUUGCACAGAAAAGCAUGAGCACGACAUAUACCCACUUGUACAGACGUAUACUAUGGCGACAAUUUCGGCUUGCGCCUUUGGUUUGGAUGUCGACGCAACAGCAGAUGAAAUGGAAGCUCUGAGCAGAUUAGAUAAACUGAUAUUCAAUAGGUCGUACGCUCACGAGUUAGACAUGAUGUAUCCGGGAAUCCUGAAACGGUUUAACGGUUCACUUUUUCCCGUCGAGUUGAAAAAAUUCUUCGAAAAAUUGGUGAAAAACGUUAUUCAAGCAAGAAAUGGUAAGCCCACCAGCAGAAAAGACUUCAUGGAUCUUCUGCUAGAAUUAAGACUAAAAGGUGAAAUUGAAGGGACAAAAAGAUAUGACGAAGAAAAAAGGACUGUUGAGCUGACUGAUGAUAUAAUCGCGGCACAAGCGUUUGUUUUUUACGCUGCUGGAUACGAAACCAGUGCGACCACAAUGUCGUUCAUGCUGUAUGAACUGGCUAAAAAUCCUGACGUCCAAAAUAAAGUUAUUGCAGAAAUAGACGAAGUACUGCAAAGUCAUAAUGGCAAAGUCACGUAUGAAACACUGAGCGAUUUAAGAUACAUGGAGAAAGUUUUUGAUGAGACGUUGCGUAUGUAUCCUUUAGUUGAGCCACUGCAGCGAAACGCACAAGUCGACUAUAAAAUCCCGGAUAUCAACUUGACAAUUAAAAAAGGACAGACGGUGACAGUUUCGGCAUUUGGUAUACAUCGUGAUGAGAAGUACUACCCCAAUCCGCAAAAAUUCGAUCCGGAAAGGUUUUCUCCAGAAAAUAUUAAAGACCGUCAUCCCUGCGCGUAUUUGCCAUUCGGCAUUGGACCUAGAAAUUGUAUUGGUAAGUUU
Messenger RNA from Iphiclides podalirius (scarce swallowtail), 1071 nucleotides. Lineage: Eukaryota; Metazoa; Arthropoda; Insecta; Lepidoptera; Papilionidae. The record is from the annotation of a GenBank genome assembly.